Molecule: messenger RNA, 1977 nt
Organism: Phalaenopsis equestris
Lineage: Eukaryota; Viridiplantae; Streptophyta; Magnoliopsida; Asparagales; Orchidaceae
Product: laccase-7-like
Exons: 6
Coding region: 61-1800 (579 amino acids)
Biological process (GO): lignin catabolic process
Cellular component (GO): apoplast
Molecular function (GO): hydroquinone:oxygen oxidoreductase activity; copper ion binding
Source: RefSeq, a predicted model, not a curated record
GAGCAGGAAGAGUUUCUACGUGUAACAUUAUCUCUCUUGUUUGCUGUAGAAAUUACCUUCAUGGCUGGAUCAGCAUUUUUCAUGGCCUGUGCCAUCUUGGUGCUCUUCGGUUUCUGUGUGGAAGCUGAGUUGGUGCAGCACACUUUCAAAGUGAGUAAUAUGAUGGUGAGAAGGUAUUGCAAGAACAAAACCAUCACAGUAGUGAACGGUGAAUAUCCAGGCCCAACUAUCACUGCCCAUGAGGGUGAUUCAUUGGCCAUUCAAGUCAUCAAUGAGUCCCCCUACAACAUCAGCAUCCAUUGGCAUGGAAUAUUCCAGCGGAUGACCCCAUGGGCUGAUGGUCCAAACUACAUAACCCAAUGUCCCAUUACGCCGGGAAAUAGCUAUACAUACAAAUUCAACGUGGUAGGACAGGAAGGCACGCUCUGGUGGCACGCUCACGUCUCCGUCCUACGUGCGACAGUGUACGGAGCACUUAUUAUUCUUCCGAGAGCUGGUGUUGUUGGUUAUCCGUUUCCCAAUCCCCACAAAGAAGAAACCAUCCUUCUUGGAGAAUGGUGGAAAGCAGAUGUUAUAACCCUACAGAACAGAGCACUUGCAAGUGGGAGUGCAUUCAAUAUCUCCGACGCAUACACCAUCAACGGCCACCUCGGCGAUCUCUAUCGCUGCUCUAACAAACAUACACACAAGCUGGAAGUGGAGCAAGGCAAGAGCUACCUCCUCCGCAUCAUCAACGCCGCGCUCAACACCCAAUUCUUCUUUAAAAUCGCCGGCCACCGCCUCACAGUGGUCGCCGCAGAUGCCUCCUACACCUCCCCUUUCUCCACCGACACCAUCGCCAUCGCCCCCGGCCCAACCAUCGACGCCCUGCUCCACGCCGACUCCCACCCUUCCAACUACUACAUCUCCGCCCUCACCUACGCCAGCUCCCCCGCCAUCCCCUUCGACAAGGCCGCCAGCCCAUACGCCAGCGCUCCCCCCUCCGCCUCCCCUUUCGACAACACCACCACCGUCGCCGUCCUCUCUUACAAAAGCUCACCCCCGUCCUCCUCCCCUCCCAUAAUGCCUCCCCUCCCCGCCUUCAACGACACCCCCACCGCCCACCACUUCUACUCCAACCUCACCGCCCUCCACCCCAACUCCGUUCCCCUCCAAAUCGACCAGCGCAUGUUUGUCGCCUUCGGCCUCGGCCUCACCCCCUGCAGCGUUAACCAACCCCUGUGCCGCGGCAACGCCAUAUCCGCCAGCAUGAACAACAUCUCCUUCAGCUUCCCCACCACCGUUUCGAUGCUUGAAGCACACUUUCGUAAGAUCCGAGGGGUGUAUACCAAAGAUUUUCCUAACCGCCCUCUGGUGGCUUUUGAUUUUUCGAAUCCCAGUGUUAAUAAUCAGGGGUCGUUUCAAUUGACGGAUAAGGGGACGAAGGUGAAGAAAUUGAAGUACAACGAGACGGUGGAGGUUGUGUUGCAGAACACGGCGGUGCUGGCGGCGGAGAACCACCCGUUGCAUCUUCAUGGAUAUAAUUUUUAUGUGGUGGCGCAGGGCUUUGGUAAUUAUAACAAGAAGGAGGCGAGGAAGAACUAUAAUUUGGUAAACCCGCAGGAGAGGAAUACGAUUGCGGUGCCGGUGGGUGGAUGGGCGGUUAUUCGAUUCAGGGCUGAUAAUCCCGGUUUGUGGAUCAUGCACUGCCAUUUGGAUGGACAUCUGUCGUUGGGCCUGGCGAUGGUAUUUGAGGUGGGGAACGGACCUACGCCGUCGACGACGGUCCCCCCGCCGCCGCAAGAUUACCCCACCUGCUGAUGAGAGAUAUUUUGAGAAGAAAUGAAAAAAAGCUAGUUGUUUUAUUGGAUUUAGAGGAGAUGCAAUUGCUUUAAGAUUGGGUGCUUUUGAGUUGUUUUUUUUUUUUCAAGUUUCUGGUUAUUACUUGUAAUUUGUAAAUUUAUAUUUUUUCGGUAUUAUACAAUAAUAGAAAGUUUA